This is a messenger RNA of Planococcus citri (citrus mealybug), 674 nucleotides long. RefSeq names its product macrophage migration inhibitory factor homolog. Gene Ontology annotation, molecular function: phenylpyruvate tautomerase activity. Bases 73 to 435 code for a protein of 120 amino acids. Lineage: Eukaryota; Metazoa; Arthropoda; Insecta; Hemiptera; Pseudococcidae. The transcript has 3 exons. The record is from RefSeq and is a predicted model, not a curated record.
AUAGUCAUAUCAUAAGUAACUUGACUUUUUUCGACAACUUACCGUAAAGUGCAUCAACUUUCUCACAACAUAAUGCUUAUAUUAACUUUACUUACUAACGUUGAUCAAAACAAGAUCAACGAGGACGUUUUGAAAGGAGCUUCUAAUCUGAUAUCAGAUUUAUUUGACGGCACACAGCAGAACGUUUUCAUAAGCAUCAAAGCUGGAGUUGAAAUGAAAUGGGGAACGAAGCCCGGUUUGUUCGCAAUUGGAACACUUCAAAAUACGACACCUUUUGAUUCAGAAUGCAGCAAAGCGUAUGCUCCGCAGGUAUUCGAAUUCGUUGAAAAAGCAAUAGGAGUGCCGCAAAACAGGAUGUAUUUAGGAUUUAUUUCAAUAAAUCGCGACAACAUCGCAACUGAUGGAAUGAUCACUUCAAUAAUGGACGAAUUGUGACAUAAAUCAAUACGCAGAAGAAACGUUUGUCUAUUAAAAAAACAUCAAAAUGUGAAUACUGCUUGGCUAAUAAAUUAACUAAACAGCAGAUAAAAUUGAAUACAAACCUCUUGAAAUAAUUACAGCUCAGCAUGAAGAUCUUCUUUAUUAUCUGGAAAGUGAAAUAAAAAAUUAAGGAAAACUAUGAGUAUUCUGUAUUGUAUCUUGUUUAUCUCAUAUAAUGUAAAAAUUUACCAGCA